Messenger RNA from Drosophila willistoni, 1190 nucleotides. RefSeq names its product glycoprotein-N-acetylgalactosamine 3-beta-galactosyltransferase 1. The coding region runs from base 16 to 1137 and encodes 373 amino acids. Gene Ontology annotation, cellular component: membrane. The record is from RefSeq and is a predicted model, not a curated record. The transcript has 4 exons. Gene Ontology annotation, molecular function: N-acetylgalactosaminide beta-1,3-galactosyltransferase activity. NCBI's taxonomy places the organism in Eukaryota, Metazoa, Arthropoda, Insecta, Diptera, Drosophilidae.
UGCAGUCGACUCAAGAUGUCAACCAGAGAUACACAUAUAUUUCAAACUGAACAGUUGUUGUCUUUCCAUCAAAAAAAGAUUUAUAUUUUAGCCCCUCGGACAAAGUAUCGCUUAUUUAUUAUUCUGAUUCUGGGUCUUAUAUCGGGAUUUAGCUUAACACGUUUUUUCUCACAAUUUGCUACCCAUACAACUAAAGAUUCUUGUAAAGGCCCCACCAGUGUUAUGGGUCUUGAUAACACUUCUAUUGCCGAUAAGUUGAAGAAGGAAGUUCGUGUUCUCUGCUGGAUAAUGACCACUCCAAAGUAUCACAGGGCCAAGGCCCGCCACGUGAAACGUACUUGGGCUAAACGCUGUAAUAUUUUACUAUUCAUGAGCACGACUGAGGAUGGAGAAUUGCCUACGGUAAAGUUGAAUGCAACCGAGGGCCGUGAGAAUUAUUAUCGAAAAAUGGAAGAGGCCCUCAAGUAUAUCUAUAAGCAUUAUUACAACGAUGCCGAUUGGUUCUACAAGGCCAAUGACGACACAUAUGCUGUGAUUGAGAAUCUUCGUUAUAUGCUCUAUCCGUAUAAUCCUCAAACCCCCGUACACUUUGGUUUGACCUCCUCCCCCCACGUAAAUAACACUGGAGACGAUUAUGUUCUUAGUCGUGAAGCCCUACGUAGAUUUGUGAAAGAAGGUAUACCCAAUUCGGAAAAAUGCUUACCCGCCACAGUAGUCAAUGAGGCUAUCGAAAUUGGUCGCUGUUUAAAGUAUUUGAAUGUCAUUGCUGGGGAUUCCCGCGAUUCCAAAGGUCUUGAUAGGAUGGUUCCCUGUGUGGCGCCAAAAUUUUUAUCUCUGGUCAGAUUUGAUAAGAAAUAUUGGAAUGGUACCUAUCCAUCCUCCACGGAAACAUGUCCCACCUGUUGUUCCGACUUGGCAAUCUCCUGGCAUUUGGUACAUUUUCAUCACAUGUAUGUUUUGAACUAUCUAAUCUACAAUUUAAAAGCGUAUGGCCUAGUAAAAUCGUUGGAUCCUCUGAAUGCUAAAUUAGAUGUGGGUAAAGUUUUGCCAGCUUCAAUACAUAAAAAUUCCAUAGAGCAAAUAUACAAUGCCGAAAAUCGCAAUUUGUCAAGCCAUGAAAGACGCAUACAAACGUAAAGAAAUUGUGUAAUAGAAGAAUUAAAUAAUAAAUGAAAAAGUUGACAAGGAAA